Messenger RNA from Diutina rugosa, 801 nucleotides. RefSeq lists its product as uncharacterized. Bases 1 to 801 code for a protein of 266 amino acids. The transcript has a single exon. Lineage: Eukaryota; Fungi; Ascomycota; Pichiomycetes; Serinales; Debaryomycetaceae. The record is from RefSeq and is a predicted model, not a curated record.
AUGGAGGAGACGAAAGACUUCCUCAAACCCACAACCAGCCGUGCGUGGGUAGGGGUUCUGGCAACGUUGCGCUUACUCCAAUUUGCACUACAGGUUGUGGAGCUCGGGUUUGGCGCUUAUGGUAUGUCUCAAACCCAUGUGGCUAAGAGCGCUAACCGGGGAGACUUGGACUACUUUAUAAUGGCUGCUCGCGACCAGCUGGUAUGCCUUAUUGUGUUCAGUGUGCUUGGCGUGGUGUAUGUGUCUGGGUGCUGUGUGGCGACAGUGAGACGCAGCCUGGUGCUCAUAUUCCCGUUCAUGAUCAUUAUCUUCGAAGCGGCGUUUUUCGGGAUGUGGCUUGCAGUGGGGCUCUAUUAUUACCGAGUGUUUGGUGGCGCAUUUUGUCGCCUCAUCACCGCAUAUCAACAACUGAGUGACGCGUCGCAAUUUGGACUACUCUCGCAAUUAGCGUCUGAUUGUAUCAUUGAUACCGCGUUUUAUGUGAUAUCUCUUAUAUUGGCGGCGAUAUUCGGGAUAUCCGGCAUUAUUCAUAUCGUGUUUGCGGUAGUACCAUCAGUGAGAGAGCAAGGGAUCUCCAGUUUGUGGACAACUCAGCCUUACUAUUUCGGUGCCAUCGUUAUCAAGUCGAAAUGCAAUUAUCGUGAUAGCUGCAUGAGUAUGGAGGAUACCCUCUUACCAGAGAACAAUUCAACAUUAACCACAUCACCAGAAGAGACCGAGCUCGACGUCAAGAGCAUGCACUCCGACAACAAUGAUCUUACUGCUGCAAGUGAUGACUGGUACCAAGUGCUUGGCAAGUAG